CUUGUGUGAGCUCGAGUCCUCAGCGCUCAGCCCUGAAUAUUAUAUAUAGGUUUUUAAGGUUUUAGAAGUGCUCAAUUGCUCAGAGUUCAUUUGUGAAAUCUGUUUUUUGUUUUAUUGUUACUGGUAUUUAUAUAUGAAAAUGUUUAGUAACGCUGCGGCAUCAGAACCUGAAAGUAAAUCCAGCCCUAAUGCUAGUACCCCUACACAAGCUGGGCCCAAAAAGGAAGAAGCUUGGGGUUAUGAUUUGUAUCCUGAGAGACGAGGCACCUUCUCCCCUAAAAUAGGAAAUGUACUUAUUGGAAAAGAGGGAAAAGAAAAUGUGGAGAAAUUGAAAUGUGAACAAAAUGUUGUUGAGUGUGUUAAAACCAGUCCUAUCGUGAAGCUUAUGAUGAAAGCGCUAAAAAGCUCUGGAUGCCCCAUAGAUAUUCGGAGACAUCUUUCAUGUGAAGUGUGUGAUUAUUCUGUCAGCGGAGGCUAUGAUCCCGAGCUCAAUCAGAUCGUAGUAUGCCAGAACGUAAGCACACGAAAGGGCAUGGUUCAAGGAGUCCUGGUCCACGAGAUGAUCCACAUGUUUGACUACUGCCGGAACGAGCUUGACUUCAAGAACAUGGAGCAUCUAGCUUGCUCAGAGAUCCGAGCGGCAAACCUGACGCAUUGCUCUUUCACUAGCGCUUGGUCUCAGGGUGAUGCUUCAUGGACAAAGAUAAAGAAGGCCCACCAGGAUUGCGUAAAAACGAAAGCUCUGUACUCAGUGUUGGCAGUGCGUCAAAUCGGCAAAGCUGAGGCUGUGGACAUCAUCGAAAAGGUAUUUCCCAAAUGUUAUGCAGACCUGGAACCCAUAGGCAGACGGAUACGCAGAAACUCUGAUGACAUGAUCAGAGUGCUUAGAGAUGCCUCUUACUAUGGGUAUGAUUGAUAUCUAUGUAGAUUAUAGCUAUAUCUAUUAAAGUGUAUCUUUAUUAAAUAUGUAGUAGUCAUUUUAUUUAGAGUUGUACACACAACUUUUUCCCGGAUGUUUUUAUGUUAUUUCUACUCUGAAUCACAAGCUUAUUCAAUCCUAAUACUUAGGAGAAAAAGUGUCUCAUAAUUUCCAUAAUUUUUUUGUGUCUUCCAUUACAUUAACGUUUACAAAGUCGAUGAAAAAUAGUAAUGAAGUAAAACCUUGGGAUAAUAUUUUUCCUAUUAGGAACGAAACAGCUUGUGAUUCUGAGUAAAAAUAACAUAAAAAUAAAAAAAUAAAAUGGCCCAGUAGGUGAAGAGUAGAAUGUAUUAAGAUUGUUGACAUGUAGGCGGGAAUAAAAUUGGCGUUG
Molecule: messenger RNA, 1310 nt
Organism: Cydia strobilella
Lineage: Eukaryota; Metazoa; Arthropoda; Insecta; Lepidoptera; Tortricidae
Product: mitochondrial inner membrane protease ATP23 homolog
Exons: 5
Coding region: 134-916 (260 amino acids)
Biological process (GO): mitochondrial protein processing; mitochondrial proton-transporting ATP synthase complex assembly
Molecular function (GO): metalloendopeptidase activity
Source: RefSeq, a predicted model, not a curated record